Molecule: messenger RNA, 2425 nt
Organism: Diospyros lotus (date-plum)
Lineage: Eukaryota; Viridiplantae; Streptophyta; Magnoliopsida; Ericales; Ebenaceae
Product: DEAD-box ATP-dependent RNA helicase 28
Exons: 19
Coding region: 99-2309 (736 amino acids)
Molecular function (GO): ATP binding; nucleic acid binding; RNA helicase activity
Source: RefSeq, a predicted model, not a curated record
UUUUACUUUUUUUCUUCAACCAGAUGCACUCUAGCCGAAACCCCUAAAACCUCCCCUCUUCGCGCAGCGUCGCAGGCCGCACAGCUCCGUGACCGACAAUGGAAGAAAGCAGCUUUCAAUUCGAGCCGCCAAGCGACGAAGAACUGGAGCAUGGCCACGACGAACACGAAGAAGAAGACGAAGAGGACAAAGAGCAAGAAACACUAGGCCAUCGCAAAACGCAAUCGCCAUGGGACUUUGCUUCCUACUCCGAAUCAGUGGAGCAAGAGCACGCCCGCCGGAGCACUACUUCGAUCGAUUUUAAGAUCUCGAAGGCGCUCCAGCAAUGCCCCACGCCAACCGCCAUCGCCGCCCUGGGCGAAGACGGCUCCGAUUCCGAACCGGACCGCCAAGAGGAUUAUAGACCAGAGGACGGUGAUGAUGCGGCCAACGCUACCGGCGGCGACUGUAAGUCGUUCUUUGCGUCCUCAGAAGGAGCUUCCUUCCACGCGAAUUCAUUCCUGGAGCUUAAUCUGUCUAGGCCACUGCUUCGAGCUUGCGAAACUUUGGGCUAUGCUAAGCCUACACCAAUUCAGGCAGCUUGUAUACCGCUCGCAUUAACAGGGCGUGAUAUAUGUGGGAGUGCUAUUACUGGUUCUGGAAAGACUGCUGCUUUUGCCUUGCCUACUCUGGAGAGAUUAUUGUACCGUCCAAAACGUGCUCCAGCUAUUAGGGUUCUUAUCCUUACUCCAACGAGGGAGUUAGCUGUGCAGGUUCAUAGCAUGGUACAGAAACUUGCUCAAUUUACUGACAUAAGAUGCUGUCUGGUAGUAGGUGGAUUAUCAACAAAGACGCAAGAGGCUGCAUUGAGGUCGAUGCCAGAUGUUGUUGUGGCAACUCCAGGACGUAUGAUAGAUCAUUUGCGCAAUUCUAUGUCUAUAGAUUUGGAUGAUCUUGCAGUUCUGAUCCUUGAUGAGGCAGAUCGCCUUCUAGAGCUUGGAUUUAAUGCUGAAAUUAAUGAGCUGGUUAGACUUUGCCCUAAACGGAGACAGACCAUGCUGUUUUCUGCUACUAUGACAGAAGAAGUUGACGAACUUAUCAAGCUUUCCCUGACCCGGCCACUGCGCCUCUCUGCUGAUCCUUCUGCAAAAAGACCAGCAACAUUGAUUGAGGAGGUGGUGAGGAUACGCCGAAUGCGUGAAGUGAAUCAAGAGGCGGUUCUUCUUGCUCUGUGCUCCAAGACUUUCACAUCCAAAGUGAUAAUUUUCAGUGGAACAAAGCAAGCUGCGCAUAGAUUGAAGAUUUUGUUUGGAUUGGCUGGGUUCAAAGCUUCUGAAUUGCACGGAAAUCUUACUCAAGCCCAGCGUCUUGAUGCAUUGGAACUUUUCAGGAAGCAGCAAGUCGAUUUUCUGAUUGCAACUGAUGUUGCUGCUCGUGGACUCGACAUUAUUGGUGUUCAAACAGUUGUAAACUUUGCAUGUCCCCGGGACCUUACGAGUUAUGUUCAUCGAGUAGGUCGCACAGCAAGAGCUGGUAGAGAAGGAUAUGCUGUUACAUUGCUCACAGAUAAUGAUCGGUCUCUCUUGAAAGCCAUUGCAAAGAGAGCUGGUUCAAAGCUGAAGAGCCGGAUUGUUGCAGAGCAAUCUGUAACAAAAUGGUCUCAAAUAAUUGAGCAAAUGGAAGAUCAAGUGGCUGCAAUUCUUCAGGAAGAGAGGGAAGAGAUGGCCCUAAGAAAAGCGGAAAUGGAGGCUACGAAGGCAGAAAAUAUGAUUGCGCAUAGAGAUGAAAUCUUUUCACGCCCUAAAAGGACCUGGUUUGUAACAGAAAAGGAGAAAAAACUUGUAGCUAAGGCAGCAAAGGCAUCUGUUGGAAAUGGUAAAGGCUCUGAAACUGAGGUUGUUAGUGCCCAGCAAGCUGAAGACCUUAAGAUGAAGGAAAAGAGAAAGCGGGAGCGAGAGAAAAAUCUUCCAAGAAAGAAGAGGAGGAAACUUGAAGCUGCUAGGGAGCAAUUGGAAGAUGAAAAUGACAAUGUAGAGUCAGAAGGUACUGGCAAAGGUAAGAAAGAUAAAGCUGGCAUUUCCCUUGUUGACCUAGCUUAUCGACGGGCAAAGGCUGCAAAGGCUGUGAAGAAGUUGGCAGACGCUGGCAAGAUUGUUAAAACAAAGAGCCAAAAAACAAAACGUCUUUCAAAAGUAAAUCAGUCAAGGACAGAGGAGAUGAAGGAAAUGUUUCAGAGUGAUAUGAGUGAGAAGAAGCAAAAAAGAAACCUCCGAGGAGGUGGAAAGAAAAAAUCCUCAUUUAAGAGCAAGUCAAGGUACAAGCGGAGAUAGCAUCUCCAAAGUGCGAUAUGGGUUGAUACCUUCGGAAGUGGAGCUGUUGGAAAGAAGAGUUCAGUAUUGUAUUGUUGCAAGAGAGAAGGAAAGCACCAUUGAGAAGGCAUAUAUCU